CCUGCAUAUACCCUUACCAUUCGCUGUAAGACGUCAAAGAAACGAGUAACUUGCGUUCUACUUUCAGUAAUGUUCAUAUGUUUCUGAAAUUAGCGAUGUCAAAGAUUGUUUGUCGAAUGGUCAUGCAGAUGCUUACAAGACCGGUAUCAUUAACAGGAUCUGUCCUCGGAUGCAGGCCUGUAUGCUCUGUAAGACACAGCCACUGGAUGACCUCAGUGAUUUCACUGAAGACUUCGGUUCCUUUAAGAGCGGAGCCGAAGAAAAAGAAAAAGGUUGACCCGCGCCGUGAUCUUAUGGUAAAAGAGCGUCUGAAGAAAAAGGUGAAGAAGCUUGAGAAAAUCCCACCCGAGCUUAUUCCUAUAGAAGACUUUAUACCUCCAGCCAAGUGCUUUGAUGAGAUCAGAGUCCGCAGCCCUCCCCAAUUGUCUUUUGAAGAGAGUGAGCGAAGGGGACUGCUGCUUAAGGAAUGGUCCAGAUACAAGAACUCCCAGCACCAGGCUGAGAUGGCAGCUAUUGAAGAGGCUCUAAAGGCCCAGACAAAAGCUUUAAAAGAGCUUCAGCUGGAAUCAGAAGAGCUUUACAAAGCAGCAGUCAGCCCUGACAGUAGUCUUUUCCCCUUCCAGCACCAUGGUCCCUGCUAUACUCCACCUAUUCCAAACCAAGAGGCCCCUGAUGGCAAAUAUAAUAACAUUACACGAGUGUACACACAAUAAUGGAACUUAGUGACUGCUGCUAGUACUAAUGAAAAAUGUGUGAUGGAACUCUACUUCUGGUUUGUAAUUUCUGUGCUGUUUGAAAUCAUUUCAUGACUAAUAUUGAGCAGUUGUAUUAAAUGCAUAUCUGUAGAAAAGCA
Molecule: messenger RNA, 853 nt
Organism: Ictalurus furcatus (blue catfish)
Lineage: Eukaryota; Metazoa; Chordata; Actinopteri; Siluriformes; Ictaluridae
Gene: mrpl40
Product: mitochondrial ribosomal protein L40
Exons: 4
Coding region: 78-713 (211 amino acids)
Cellular component (GO): mitochondrial ribosome; mitochondrial large ribosomal subunit
Source: RefSeq, a predicted model, not a curated record